UUUUGAAAAAGUUUUUUUUAUUACGCUAAUGAUCAUCGACGGAACCCACGGGUUUUCUAUCCGUUAGAAUAGGAUAGAAAACCCGUGGGUUCCGACGAUUGCUUACAAUAUCAAUCGGGAUCGGUAUUCUGGAUUUUUGGGCAUGCGUACUGAAGUGUAAAUAACAAAACACUAGCAACUGGGACAUUUUAGAGUUUUAUACGUUAUCCGUUCCAUAUUUUGCGACUUUUUAAGAUGAAGAAGAAUGGAAUCUGAGUAGGGGAAGUACAUUCCCACACUGAAAAAUCAGUUGGUCACUUGACAUAGGUAAAAUGACGGACGUUGAUAUGGUUCCAGUGAGAGAUCCAGGAGGAGGAAAGAAUGAUGGUUUUGAGCAAAAAGCUGCUCAGCAGCGUCGAAUGGUCAGUAAAUGGGACAGAGACACCUUAGAGGACAAAUACCUCAGGAUGUACGAAGAAAACCUCAUUCUGAAGAAACAUGCUCGCAAACAGGAGGACAAAAUCAAGAGAAUGGCAACAAAAUUACUCAGACUUGUAAAUGACAAAAAGAGGAACUCUGAAAUAGAUGUUGGAGCAAAGAAAGGUCGAGAUAUUGAAAUGGAAGAAAAGAUGGAAGAACUUCAGGACCAUAUACGAGAUGUAGAGAAACAAAAUGUUCAGUUGAAAGAAAAGUUGAUGCUGACUAAGCAGCAACUGUCAACUGUUGGUAAACGAACAACUCCUUACAAUCGAGUGGGAUCCAGGAUUGAUACGGGAAUUUCCAAGACAAGUCACCAAUCAGACUCCAGAUUGACUAAAAACAUGAGGGUUGUAGGGCCCCAGGAAGGUUUCAGGGGACAACAAGUUUCCCACACACAUAGUCUGCAGCAACAGCGUGGUCACGGAUUGAUGGAACACACCAGGGCAGAGAUACGGCAUAAGGAUGACCAGAUAGCCCAGCUUAAUGAACAUCUCAAUAUGUGUGAGAUUGAGAUAGAGAACCUACGUCAACAAAUUAAAAUGAAAGAAUCUGACUAUGAAGAGGAUCUCCUGAAAAUAAAACAACAGAUUACUGCUGAACAAAGAGCUACAGUGCAAGAAAAUAUAGACUUAAUCAAACUACAGAGGGAGGUUAAAGAGAAAUCCACAAAAUUGUCCGCUGUAACUGAGAAAUAUGCUAUACUUGAAGAGAACCUUCAUGCAAUGAAGAGGAGUCAUGACAACAUGUUAAUGGAGAUGGAAAACCUCAACAUGCAGCUGAAGGAAGAACAAAACCGUGUUCUUACUCUGCAGAAUGAGCUGAAAUUUGGCACCACUAACAACAGAAAAAUCAUUGAAUUACAAGAACAAUUAUCUUGCCUGGAAAAGGAGAACCAGAUUUUGAAGGAAGCUAAUGAAAAGUUUGUCAGCAGCGCUUUUGAUCUGGAAAGAGAAAGAGAAUGGCGGCAGAGGGAAAAUCAGUUGAAAGUACAGAUUGCUCAGUUGGAAGCAACGUUGAAGGCAGACCUUGGGGAAAAAGGAGGAAUCCUAGACAAAUACGCAAUUGAAAGAGAAACCCAUGAACAGCUUCAGGCACAGUUCAGGGAAAUGCAACUAGAACAUUAUCAGCUGAAGGAAGAGUAUGAUGAUCUCAAGGAAAAAAUGAAGUUUUUCACAAAGGAAAGUGCUAUAGAUUUCUCUGAGAUAGAGGAAGCCCUGGUUCUGGUCAAACAAAAGAAGCAGCAAUCAGUCUCUGACCCAGAUUUCUUACAAAAAGUGGAUAGAGAGAUGUCUAAAGAUGAACACAGGAAAUUACUGGAGCUACAAGCAGAGUAUGCUGAGUGUAUCCAUGAGCUGGAGAAGACUCGUAACAUGCUUGUCAUACAACACAAGAUCAAUAAGGACUACCAGCAAGAGGUUGAUAUUUCCCAGUCCAAGAUUGAUGAAAUUAAGAAGGAAUAUGAAACGAAGCUGGAUGAAUAUGCUCGUUUGUUAGACAUAAGGGCUGCUAGAAUAAAGAAAUUGGAAGCUCAAUUGAGAGACGUUGCUUAUGGAACAAAACAAUACAAAAUGCCUCCUCCCACUGAAUCGAUUGAGGAUACCAUUGACUUUGAUGAGACAAUACAUCUAGAACGAGGACAGAACUUGUUUGAAAUCCAUGUACAGAAGGUCAGUCUGUCUCCUGAAGCCAUCAAGCUGCUGGGAGAUGAGGAGGCGUUGAUCUUUUGCACGUGGGAGUUCUUUGAGUUUGAGAUUCAGUCCACGCCUGUACUCAAAGGUCCCCGCCCAGAGUACGACUUCACCUCUCAGUAUGUCGUCAAGGUGGAUGAUUUCUUCCUCCACUAUCUUCAGAGGGAGAGUUGUACCUUAGAACUUCACCAAUCUCUCGGACAAGACUUUAAGACUAUAGGAGCCUGCCAGCUUGUCUUUAAAGACAUAUUUGACAAACCUCAUGGCAGGAUCCAUGGUACAGCUUCCCUCACAGGUCUGGAGGGUGAGGGGGUAGGGAUGGGUUUUGGGAUGGUGGAGUACUGGAUCAGGCUGCGUGUCCCCAUGGAGCAGGCACUGAGGCUUUACAAGGAGCGUACCAAGGCCUUGGGGUAUGUGAUGACCAAUCAAAAGGCGGCUGCUGACGCCCUCCAUGCCCUGGAUGAGAAUGCUGCCAUGAGACCCAAAGAUAACAUCAACGAACUUCAUAUCAAGAUUGUCAGGUGCUCCGACCUCAAAUCAAGGCGACCAAAUGUACAGCCCUCUCCAUACUGCGUGUACCAGUUCUUUGACAACAGAGACCAUGACACCACCAUCAUCAGGAACUCCAACAACCCAGAGUUCAACGACCACAAAACAUACCCAGUCCCAAUGACCUCAGACCUCGACCAGUUCCUCAAAACCACUCCAUUGAAAGUGUUUGUGUUUGAUGACACUGAUCCGGAACAAGCCUCCUACAUUGGCAUUGCUGACAUUCCUUUGAUUCCUCUGGCCCACAACAAAGCUGUCAAGGGACUGUUUGAGCUGAAGGCAGCCAAUGGUCGUGUAUCGGGGACCAUCGAGCUGGAGAUGCGGUGGCAGUUUACCUAUGUUCCACCCAAAGGCUUGCCACUCACUGAAAAACCUCCAACCCAAGAUGUCAAACCUGAGGAACCAUCCACCUUGAGUGAGACCAUUCCUACUACACCUGCCCCUAAAACGAGAAUGGCGGCCAAGUUCCCUGGACCUUCAGCUACCUCCACCCCCAUGCCAAAGUCCAGAGUCCCAGAUGAUGCCAUGGAGGGAUUCGCCAAGUCCAUGGACAUUGAAGCAACUCCAAAAACUCCAGCAAAGAAGAAGUUGGAUAUCCAAGAAGAAUCUUCAAUCCAACCGUCUGAGUCUCUGGUCCAUGAGGCUGUGUCACAGGUGGUGUCGGAUAACCUUCCCAGCAUGCUCUCUACAGAAUCAAUGUCACAUGCUCCUGCUGCUGAGAGUCCUGCCUCGUCCCAUAGAUCCACCCCCCGGGCCCAGUCAGAUGAGGCUGCCCAACAAGAUGAGCUUCAGGCAGAACUAGGGGAAGAAUCCGACACUCUGAGCGAGGAGUCAAGUCCUCAACCUUUAGGGGAGGCGAUAGCUCGCCCCUCCCCACCCCUUGAGUCAGAUGAUAUGAAGGAAGAAACGUUGACCCCCAAGGGUGGAACCAAGGCCUCGGACACCAUGUUUGGAGAUGAGGAAGAAGAUAUUGAAGAAGAGAUAACGGAGGAGAUUACAGAAGGAGCGGAGAACGGAGAAACCAUGCCCCAGCCAUCCACAGAAACAGAGGAAGAGGAGGGGUCUGAAAAACUCCAGAUGGAGACAGACAGUGAGGGCAUCGUUGUCAUGAACCCCAAGCCCAAGCGUCGCGGCAAGGCGGUCAACAAACUGGCUAACAGUGUGACGGUUACUAUCUCUCACUUAUCCCUCAAUGAGAAAGCUACUGUACUGAACAACGACAGUGUAAAGCAGCUGUUUGUUGCCUAUAACUUCCUCGGUAUUGAACCACAGGAGCUGGAGACGCCAUUUUCUUUACCCAAACCUAAAGCUAAUCUCCCCAUUACCUAUAACUUCACAAAAACUUUCCAAGUUGACAUGCAGAAAAAUUACGAGAGACGACAAUACCUGGCAGCCAUGUUGUUACCCGAUGAUCCAGAGCAGGGCAGAAUUCGCUUUACUGUGGUCAGCGAGCCUCCAGAUGAUGAUAUGGAUGCCGAAUGUGAAGAUAUUGGUGUUGCUUUUGUGAGCGUCAAAGAAAUUCUUAUGUCCAAGAAAGAUUUUGAGGAACAAAAUGUGGAAAUUUGUGAUGUUAAGAAUGACCAGGAAGUGAUUGGAUCACUUAAUGUGACUGUUAAAUGCCUGGCAGCUUUAGAGGCUGUGGAAAAAGAAAUGCAGAUUGAGGGGACAUACUGAGUCU
This is a messenger RNA of Magallana angulata, 4374 nucleotides long. RefSeq names its product protein fantom-like. The record is from RefSeq and is a predicted model, not a curated record. The coding region runs from base 312 to 4370 and encodes 1352 amino acids. Gene Ontology annotation, biological process: non-motile cilium assembly. Lineage: Eukaryota; Metazoa; Mollusca; Bivalvia; Ostreida; Ostreidae. The transcript is spliced from 36 exons. Gene Ontology annotation, cellular component: ciliary transition zone.